AUGAGCUUAGAUAAAAAGGGAGCUCAAGCUGAAAUAGCGAGGUGUGCACCCGAUGCAAAGUAUCUAGGUUGUUGCCUUCAUUCGAUCAACCUCGUUAUCUGCCACGCUUGUAAAAUAAAGUCAACUCAGAACAUGAUGGAUUCUUUCCAUGAAUUAUUCAGUUUCUUUGAUAACUCCCCAAAGCGACAGAAAUUCUUAUCGAUCGUAAUUGACACCCUUUCCCCGGAGAAUAAGAAGCACAGGCCAAAAGAUUUGUGCAAGACGAGAUGGAUCGAGAGGCACUCCACGUCUGAAGCAAUUUUCGAAUUGUAUGAAUACAUUGUCAUUACGCUGAAUGAGAGAUGUGUACCCACAAAUGAUGACAAGCGGUUUUAUCCAAACAACCCAAUGGAUGCCAAAACUAAGAUAAUGGCAAAUGGACUGAGACAUAGUAUGAGAUGCUUCGGACAUAUUGUCGGCUUUAUUUGGGCUAAGGAGAUGCUAGAACCGAUACGGCCACUCGUCACGGCUCCGCAAGGCAGACAUGUAGAAGUAUUUUUUAGUUUCCAGAAAAUUGAAGAAGUGAUCAGUUCCUAUACAGGCAGAGAUAAGCAAAGUGAUCUACUCUUGGUUUUAACGUAUGUACGUGAAAGCUGUUUCGUAGUACAACUGGUGGGAUCGAUUGAAGGACGUCCACGUGUUUACAGCAGACAAAGACAUCGUGAAAACUAACCAGCAGAGUCAGAUGCACAAUACUGGAAGCGAACAGUAGCAAUAUCCUUCCUUGACGUCAUUUGCUCGGGGCUCAAAAGUCGCUUCAGCAGCGAAAAGAGGACACAUUACGAGCUAUGCACUCUAAUUCCUCGGGUCAUCGUUUCAAGAUCUGAAGAAACCACGGUGGAACGUGGUCAAAUACUAAUAAGAAGUGGAGCCAUCUGA
Messenger RNA from Pocillopora meandrina, 918 nucleotides. The record is from the annotation of a GenBank genome assembly. Lineage: Eukaryota; Metazoa; Cnidaria; Anthozoa; Scleractinia; Pocilloporidae.